Chrysoperla carnea is the source of this 5286-nucleotide messenger RNA. It is a transcript of the gene Nup188, whose product is annotated as nucleoporin Nup188. Bases 1 to 5235 code for a protein of 1744 amino acids. The record is from RefSeq and is a predicted model, not a curated record. Gene Ontology annotation, biological process: protein import into nucleus; RNA export from nucleus. Gene Ontology annotation, cellular component: nuclear pore inner ring. The transcript is spliced from 10 exons. Gene Ontology annotation, molecular function: structural constituent of nuclear pore. Lineage: Eukaryota; Metazoa; Arthropoda; Insecta; Neuroptera; Chrysopidae.
AUGAACUUGCAAUCAGAAAAUCUGCCGUAUUGGAAAAGUAUAUGGUUAACAUGCUCUGGCGUUCAACAAACCACAGCUCGAGAUGCUGUGAAAAAAGAUUUGAACGAUUGGAAAGAUUUUUUUCUAGUUGGAUUACAUCAAUUUAAAAGUCAACAAAGUGAAGAUAACCAUAACAUAAAAAAAAAGCCAAAUAUCAAUGAAAAAUUGUGGGAUUUCGUAAAACGAUUAAGCUCUUUUCUCGAUGUGACCACAGAUCUUGCUUGGUCAAUAAUCACACAAUAUUUAUUAUGCGAAUUUCAUGGAACACCGACCACACUACAAAAUUUAACUUUAACAUAUGAUACCUCCAGUAAAUUAUUACGCGAUAUUUGGUAUUUUUAUACAUCAGAACGUAUGUUCUAUUUAAAAACCCUAAAAUUUAUUUUGGAGUAUCACACAGAUAUUAACCAUCCAUAUCGUCAAGAGUUUGCGGAAUUUAUCGAAGAUUGUAAUUUAACUGUGUUCAGAGAAUCUUUAAUAUCACAGUUAAAAUUGUUAAUAUCUGUUAAUAUUAAUUCAAGUGAUGAUAUGAACGCAGAAAUGCAUUUUUUAUGGAUUAAACGAAAUUUACAGGAACAAAUUGAAAUAUUACAGUGUAUCAGUUUAACCCAUAAAACGAAUAAUAUUACUCCAGAGGAAUUUAUUUCUUUGUUAGAAUUAUUUAGUUGUCAUCGAUUUGGAACACAACCAAUUUAUUUUAAUGAGGCUGCCCUGAUACCACAACAUUUACAAAGACGUUUAACUGACUGUGAAAUUGCAUUACUUCUUUGCAUAUUAGAUAGCACUUUAGUGAAAAAAAAUGUGGAAAAGUGGGAUACACCAAUUAAAAAGGAUGUAGAUAAUUGGAUAACUCGUUUAUCUAACGAAUUUGGUGAUGACUUAUCAUCGAUUGUUUUAUCGUGGAUGUUAAUUCGAUUUAAUAUCAAAUUCAAGCCAAAUAAGGAUAUUGUAACGGCAACACUCAAACAAUUGCGAGUACUUGUCACAAGCACUACAUUCAAGGAUAAAUCCCAAGCAUCGAUAAUCUUUCGUAAAAGUGUUUACAAUUUAUUACAUUUGAUAAGAAAUCGAGAAAGCGAAGAAGGCAACGAACAAGUGUAUACGCAGUGUUUAUCACAAGUUUUAAAGGAUUCUGAAACAGCUGAACAUUAUUGGAAAGAACAAGAUGAACAAAUGUCGAUACCGAGAGAAAAAUGGUUUUUUCCAACUGAUUUUAAUAGUUACAGUUUGGUUGCCAAUGGGUUAGCCCUAGCUGAUAAUAAUAGUUAUAAUAAGGUACUCGAAGAAACACACAAAAUGCCUGGCAUUUGCAUUCCAUUUUCACAAAGUGUAGCUAAAUGUUUAGUUCGCAAGAAUAAUAUUUAUUAUUUUCGCACUAACUAUUGCGUAAUAAAUAAACAGAGCAUUCCCGAAGGAAGUGUUUGUAUUCUUGAACCAGAACACAAUCCAAAAACAGUUCAUGUACAAUGUGAAUCAAAUUAUUGGGUUGUAUUUUCACAUUUAUUGUCGAUGUGUAUAAAAUCAGUACGAGGUGGUGGAAAAUCACAUUUCAAAGAAGUGGAAAAUGGGCUACAGUUUUGGCUAACAAUUUUAAAUAAUAUUAAAUCAAAAAAUCAAUUAACAAAUGAUCUAGUUAAGCCGUUAAAUAAUACUUUUGAGUUAUUUAAUGAAUUAUUACUAAAACGUAAUACAAAUACAAAAGUUUAUGCUUUGAUAAUAGAAAUUAUGGCUGCUUUGCAUAAAAUAUCAGUUACUGAUGACAUUUGUGAAAGAUUACGUCAAUAUAGUUUUUUUCCUGUAUUAGUUGAUAGUUACUUACCGUUUGAACAACUUGUUAAACCCACAAAUUUCAUCCAGGGUCGAAUUUUUGAAUUAAUUUUAGAUUACGAAAUUAUUCACAACAAAUAUUAUUUAUUGGAAGCUUAUUUAAAAUUUCUUCGAGUUAGAUUUGAGAAAAAUAAAGGAGAUUUUGAUGCUUUCGAAAUACCAGGAAUAAUAUUUAUUUUACAAGAUAUUUUACCAAAGUUUUCUGAUUGGAGAUUCGAUAUUAGUUCCCCUGAACAAACAAUUUUAUACAAUAGUAUUUCGCUAUUGUUUGAUAUUUUGCGAGAAUCCUCUGGUAACAAAAAUAAUAAUUUUCAAAUUUUACAAAAAAUAUGUAUUUUCGAUUUAUUGCACAUUACAAAUGGCAAAGUGAUUUUAAACAUAGUGGCACGUGGAAAUCGUUAUUUAGAAUUAAUUAUGCAAUCAGAAACAAAUUGGGUAUCCGGCGAAGUUAUACAAUAUUUGCAUAUUGUUCAAAUGUCGUUAACGAUUUUAAUGUUACUUUUCCAAAAGAAAUCUUUGAUUACCAGCAGAGAGAAUGACAUGCCAUUAGAAGUUCUUAUGUUCACACAACCAAAGGAGGAAGAUACAUUACAAAUUAUUCGAAAUAUUGCCAGCUACAUGGAUCACAUAUUUCAUAAACAAUUACCAGUGCUUUCUUGUCGAAUUCUUCGAAAAUUUGCAUUGAAAAUACAAAUUUCUUUACAUGGAUGUUUUGAUAUGGAUUCCGAUCAAAUUCGACAUGUUUUUAUUCAUCGAUUACGUAAUAAAGAAGAAUCAAAUGAUUUAAAAAUUGCCAUAUUAGAUUUUAUAAUUGCAUGUGUUAAAAAACAACCGGGAUUGACACAAACAUUCUUCUCAAAAUCAUCAUUGGAAGAAAAUAAUAAAACUGAUGAAGAGAGCUUAUUAAGUUUAAUGGAGGAAUUUCUCGAUUUAAUGUCAUCAGAAACGGAAUUUUUAGGUGAUCCAACAUUACGAUCUAUGAUGAGUCUGUUUCAUGAAUUAUGGAAGAAUCAAAAACAAGUUGUUGUAUCUGUAAUGCUUUUUAAUAUUAUCAGUAUUGAAUUAUACAUGACCAUAUAUGAAACUGAUGCAAAUUUAAAAGCAGUAGUUAAAAAUAUUUUAAAUCCUAAUGAAAUUUAUUUCGAACGAUGGAUUAAUUAUAUUUUUAAAGAAAAUAUUUCAUCAAAAAUUCGAAAUAAUUCGCAAGAUGUUGAAAAUAACUGUCCACAUUGGCUAUCGUUAUUACAAUCGUGGAAAGAUUUUAUGAAUAUUAUAAUAAAUCGAUAUCCAAAUUUUAUGGAACCUAAAGCAAAAUCUAUGAUGGGACAUGCUUGUUUAAAGGCACUUGUGGAUCAAAUCAAUAUUAUGGAAGAUAGUCGUGUAAUUACCGUGUUAUCUGAACUUUAUAUACUGAUGUUAGGUGCUUGGAGGGAAAGUAUUUUCGAUAAUCGUACAAAAACAAUUCGGUAUCUCGCCAAAAUCGUAUUAUUAACACAUAAUUCACAUCGAGCUUGGCAUAGACGUAUUCGAUCCGCUGUAUUGUCAAUUACAGUGUGCAUGACACGUUUGUUAAAAGAUGAAAUUAAAUUAAAUGAGGAUUAUGCCAUAAAAAUAUUUAAUUCAUCUUGUAAAUUAGCAUGCGAUGAAUUGAAUUCAUUAGAGACAUAUCAUCGAUCGCCUUCAACUACAAUGGAAGUUGAAAAAAAAGAAUUGGAUACCGAAUUAUCAACUCAACAAGAAUCAAUUUUAAAAAUUAAUUUAUUAAAUGAAAUUUUAAUUGUAUGUCACGAUAUGACUGAUUUGUAUCGCAGUUGCGUACACAUGAAACUGUGUUUACGUCUAGUUCAGUGUUUAGAGUCGAUUGUGCAAAUUAAACAUCUUCGACCUAUUACGUUAACAAUUUUAGAUUGUGUUAUGCAUUUAGUUAAAACACGAUAUGCAGAUGAAUUUUUAAGUUGUGAGUUGAGUUUGAAAUUAUGGUUGAAAGUUUUACCACCGAAAGAGUUAAUGCUCAAAAAUCGUGAUCCUUUUAAUGAGACUUUGUGGACAACCGAUGAAUGGUGCCCAUUAUAUCAGAGAGUAAUUUUAAUAGUAGGGCUAUUAUUACGUAAACUUCAAAGUCGAUUUUUAGAAGAUGCAUUGUUAUUUGUUGUGAUUCAUGAGGGCUAUUUGAUUGAAUGUUUAUCACUUAUUCGUCAAAGUAUCGAUCUAAAUGCAUUGAAUGUUGUUGAAUCUACAGUUACCUUUAUAUGUGAAAUAAUGCAAUUUCAAAAACAAUGGAAACCUUAUCAUGCCGAAUCAUAUAUUCAAAUUAUUAAAGCAUUGACAACUGGUUUAUACUGUACAAUUGCAUUAUUAUUACGACCAAAUCAUAUUCAAAGUUAUAAAUAUCAUGAUAACACAUCGAAUGCUGAUGAUCCAAUAUCACAAACACGAAUUAUUGAUAUUUUAAAUAAAUUAGUUGAUCUUGUCACCAAAAUUACACAAGUUUUGUUAAAACAAUCUCCACCAUUAAUGACAUUACUUUGCAAUCACAGUUCAUUUAUGGAACCAAGUUCAAUCAUAUUAGACUUGGAAUUCAAUUUACCAAAUUUAAGAAAUGAUGAUGAUGUAGAAUUAAGUUUUGGUACAAUAAUGGCCGCAAUUAAUUUACUUUCUCGAGCACUACAACAGAUAUAUAUCGAUGAGUCAAAAAAUGAGAAUACUGGAAUAAUGUCACGUAGUCAAUUAAGCCCCAGAAAACGUUUGGGCCCUUCAAUUACAAGUAAUAGUACGAAAAUUAAUUCAAACUCUGAUUUUACGGAUUUGUAUCCAUCAUCACCGUCAGUGAACAUAAGUAACACAUCGUGGUUCCGACAUUUAGAUAAAAAUAAAUCGAUACGGGCGUUGGAAGUUAUGUUAAGUCUGCUCGCGUCACAAACUCUAAUUUAUUUAUUUGAUAAGCAAGAACCACGAAAGAAUCGACAACUUAUAUGCAGAGAAAUUAGCUCUGAACUUGGUGUAUUUCAUGAAUAUGUUAAACUCAUUUCUCGUGGAUGGUCCUCUCGUGGUUUCGAAGAUUAUUCAGUUAUACCACGAAUAAAACUUGGAUGCAGUCCAAUACAUGAAAAAGUCACUAUUGAACCUAGGGAUUUGAGCUUACAAUAUUAUGAAGAAGAAUUUAAUCCGUAUACGCUAGAGAAGACAAUGUUUUCUGAUUUGAGAAAACAAAUUGUUGAUGUUUAUUUGAAAAAUUCACGAGAAUUAAUUGGUUCACAAUCAGAUGGUGAUCCUAUUGUUAUUUUAAGUAAAGUUAAGUUUGAUUUUCCUGAUUAUUUUAUUUUUAUUUCGAACUUAUUUGUAUCAAUUUGUAAACGCGAAGAAUACUAAACACAUUUUAUACGAUUUUUUGAUAAAAUAAACUAAUUGAGUUUUAUAAGA